Molecule: messenger RNA, 224 nt
Organism: Racocetra persica
Lineage: Eukaryota; Fungi; Glomeromycota; Glomeromycetes; Diversisporales; Gigasporaceae
Source: the annotation of a GenBank genome assembly
AUGCAGCUUUGGGUUGAACAGGUUAUAGGUGGUCAAAUGUUUUUGACAGAUUUAAUUAUUAAAGAAAAGGCUGCAUUUUUUGCUUGGGCAUUAGAUUUACCAGACAGUUUAUAUGGUGAAGCCAAUAAUAUACUGAUAGAAAUAUUUCCAGAAAAAAGAAUGAAAUUUUGUGAACUAAUAAAAGAAUAUCUGUUAGAAAACAUUUUUAAUGCUGAUAAGAUGGG